AUGGAGGACCUUAGUGGAGCCCGCAUGCCCAAGGCAUGUAGAACCUGUGCCAAGGCGAAGGUCCGAUGCGAGCCACAGUCAGAUGGUAUUUGCAAAAGGUGUCACCGAUUGAAUAAGGAUUGCAGCGACCAGGCACCAGGAUCCCAUCGUCGCCAAAAGGGCAACAAAACUAACAUUGAAGUCAGUGCAUUGGAAGCGAAACUGGACCGCAUGGUCGCACUGCUUGCAGCAUCGGAACGAUCCAGCAAGGAUCCCCAAUCUAACCCCAGCCACUCGCCAGACCCAUCAUCUUCGAUAAACCAUGAUGACAGCAAUGUGCCGAGUCAUCAAGAAGGCGAAGCUUUCAUAGAUGUAUUCAGAAACAGGAUGACUCCCUUAUUUCCAUUCAUUGCGAUACCCCCGAAUCUCACUGCGGAACAACUACGUCGAGAGAAGCCAUUCCUCUAUUUGAAUAUCACCAUGGUCGCCUGUCACGACUCGGCACGCCAACGUAACAUUGUGAAAGUAAUAAAGCAAUAUGUCGCAGAACAUAUAGUGUCCGAGGGUCAACAUAAUAUGGAUCUUUUGCAGGGUCUCCUUAUUCAUCUGGCUUGGUUCAUUUCGGUUCCUCGCAUGCCACCAAAUAGCCCACGAUCGGCAGAUCCGCUCUGUUCGACAAACAUCGACGGUGAGCAUCAAGUUCAGGCUCAGCUAAGUGGGCAGCUUGAUGUAAUCCUACAGCUGGCCGUGGCGCAAGUCGUCAGUCUCAACCUAAACCAAGGAUUAUCAGCUUUGAAAAGUAUGGAUCGACCAUUAUCUUACUUUCGAGGCACCGACUUUCUACCAAAUCAGAUCCCCCCUCGUACUUUAGAAGAGCGUCGGGCUUAUUUAGGAUGCUACUACGUCACCGUAAUAGCUUCAGAGUUUUCUACUGACCCCUAUCUCGUCCAACUGGUCCGAGUGAUGCAGCUAGCCGACAAGGUCUCCCGUGCUAUGUCUCUCAACGAAUUCGAAUCUUUUACUAGUAUCUCUGCGCCAUUAGGACUAACAAUACGGUCUUACGAAGCAGAGCUUCAGCAGCUCAAAAACUCCUUCUCAAGUGAGCUUCCAUAUUCAAUUUUCUUGUCUUUUCACUAUAACACAAUUGAGAUUAUUCUCUAUCGGAUAGCAUUGAAUGAAGAAGUCUCAGACCCUCAGUAUGGAGACUAUUCAACGACCAGAUUAGAUCUUCUCUUCCGCUGCUUGGAAUCAGCGAAGUCCUUCUUUCGUGAUCUCCAUCCCCUGCCACCGGGCUAUCUUCUUUUCUUUCCGUUCACGUUCUGGUGUCAAUUUGGUCAAGCACUGAUCACAUUGUCCCGCAUGGCCCUUUUUCAAGGUGAAAGUAUCGGCUGGGAUCAAGCCUAUGCUCGAGGAAGCAUCAACAUCAAUCAACUGGCUGAAUUAACGACGCAAAAGUUGAACGACGCCUAUGUUAUCUUCUUGAAAGAAUAUCCAACUAUCCGUUCUUCAGAUGAGCGGCCUGAGAUCCUUAAAAGGCUAGUGAUUAGAAUGUCAUUUAUUAAAGAGGUGCAUCGAAAGAGGCAGGAGGCUCAGGCGAAGGCCAAUUUGCAAAUACCGCAAGACCCGCCAGAUUUGAGCUUUUUAAUGGACAUGCCAAUUGAUGCAUAUUUUCCGUAUGGAAAUUACGGCGAAAUGCCGACUGCAUUUAUUCCUAUGGACUAUUCUUGA
Molecule: messenger RNA, 1707 nt
Organism: Penicillium angulare
Lineage: Eukaryota; Fungi; Ascomycota; Eurotiomycetes; Eurotiales; Aspergillaceae
Product: Zn(II)2Cys6 transcription factor
Exons: 5
Coding region: 1-1707 (568 amino acids)
Biological process (GO): regulation of DNA-templated transcription
Cellular component (GO): nucleus
Molecular function (GO): zinc ion binding; transcription cis-regulatory region binding; DNA-binding transcription factor activity, RNA polymerase II-specific
Source: RefSeq, a predicted model, not a curated record